Lingula anatina is the source of this 468-nucleotide messenger RNA. Its product is annotated as glutamine-dependent NAD(+) synthetase. The record is from RefSeq and is a predicted model, not a curated record. Lineage: Eukaryota; Metazoa; Brachiopoda; Lingulata; Lingulida; Lingulidae. Gene Ontology annotation, molecular function: ATP binding; NAD+ synthase (glutamine-hydrolyzing) activity; glutaminase activity. Gene Ontology annotation, biological process: NAD+ biosynthetic process. Gene Ontology annotation, cellular component: cytoplasm.
UACACGCGUCUGCUGCGUGUAGGCUACAAUCGGUCAAGACGGAUGAUUCACGCGAAACGGACCGUACACGUCACACCGAAUUUAGGUGUGGUGUACCGAAUUUAGGUGUGGUGUGUAACCUCACGAAGUAUUUUCGGCAAAUGGUUUUAAAAUGGGAAGAAAAGUGAUAGUUGCAACAUGUUCUUUAAAUCAGUGGGCUAUGGAUUUUGAGGGAAAUAUGCAGAGAAUCCUUCAGAGUAUUCAUGAAGCCAAAUCAAAAGGAGCUACUUACAGACUUGGACCAGAGCUUGAUAUUCCAGGUUAUGGAUGCCAAGAUCAUUUCCUUGAAAGUGAUACAUUUCUUCACUCAUUCCAAGUGCUUGCUCAGUUGCUGAAGUCUCCCAUAUGUCAGGAUAUUAUCUGUGAUGUGGGCAUGCCUGUCAAGCAUAAAAAUGUGGCUUACAACUGCAGAGUACUUUUUCUUAACAG